AUGGCAGGAGAAAAGAAAUCUCUUCACCCGGCUUUCGCCGUCACAAACAUCAAAAUCCUAAUCCCUGUCAUCUUAGAUAUCAAACAAGAUGAAUAUUUGUCAUGGGUUUUUCUCUUUGAACUUCAUAUCCAAGCACAUCGAUUACUCUUCCUAAUUGAUGGGUCGCAAAAACCUGCAGAUGUUGAUGCCGACACUGAAAAGCAGUUGGAUACUCUCUACCGUCAAUGGAUUUGCGCUACCAUGACUAAGGAUUUAAUGCUCACCGUUCUCAAGAAAGGAAAAACUACAAAGGAGAUUUGGGAUCAUCUUAAAACGCUUUUUCAAGACAACAAAUGUAGCCGUGAUGCAAAUCUUGAGAGUAAGUUUGUGAAUCUUAAAUUUUCUGAUUGUGCUAGUGUUGAUAAUUAUUGUGACAAGCUCAAAUCUCUGUCCGAUCGAUUGCAUGAUCUUGAUUUUCCUAUGAAUGAUAAACGUCUCUUAAUCCAAUUGGUGAAUGGUUUUCCGGAGGAAUACAAUAUCUUAGCCUCUUUUAUAUAA
Molecule: messenger RNA, 537 nt
Organism: Papaver somniferum (opium poppy)
Lineage: Eukaryota; Viridiplantae; Streptophyta; Magnoliopsida; Ranunculales; Papaveraceae
Exons: 1
Coding region: 1-537 (178 amino acids)
Source: RefSeq, a predicted model, not a curated record